CUAUUCACUAUUAAAUGAGACUGAAAGUUGGCAAGUCAGAAACCCUAAGAAAGAUCUUCAAUCUGCAGCUCAUUAUUGAAAAGAUUUUCCAGCUGUCUGAUCUUCCAGUACUACGAUGCAUGAGAUUUGAUUAGUGUGUGCUGCCAUUAAAGACAACUGGCCUUGUCUUGUUCCUCGUCAUACUCUUCACCCGCUGUAUUUUUUUUAUCAGAGCAUAAACAUCACCAGUCAUUCACGCCUCCUUAUUUUUGCUGCGAGACGAUUUUCUGUUUCCAAGGUAUCUUUUUUUUACUAUCGAUUCGUCGGGACUCGCAAGUUUUGGUCGCUAGUCGGCAUCUAUGCUGAUUAGGCAUGCUCCUGGUUUUAGCUACAAGGGGUCCACUUCUGUACAUUUUCUGGUUUUUUUGGGGGAAAUUUCCUUCUGGCGAGAAAUUCAUGUGUUAUUUGCACUGAUAAUAGAGGAUUUCGCUGGAGUAUUGACAAAUCAGGAAACAUUUAUGUGUUAUUUGCACUGGUAUUGGAGGAUUUUGCUGGAGUAUAAAGAAAUCAGGAGAAAUUUAUGUCAUAGAUGCACUGACAACGGAGGAUUUCGCUCGAGUAUUAACAAAUCAGGAAAAAUAUAUGUGUAAUUUGCACUUGUAAUGGAGGAUUUCGUUGGAUUGUAAAGAAAUCAGGAGAAAUUUGGAGGGAAGAGAAGGUGAAGGAAACAAAUAUGUCAUCCGUAGAUUGUCCACUUGCCUGCAUCGACCUCUCAAAUCCCGAUCGACAAGCAAUUGCUGUACAAAUUCGCAAGGCCUGCAUCGACUGCGGAUUUUUUUAUGUGAUCAAUCAUGGAGUCGAACAAAAGUUGUUUGAUCAAGUAUUCGAACAGAGUCGGCAUUUCUUUGCGCUUCCGCAGGAAGAGAAGAUAAAACUUGUGUUGAAUGAAAGUCAUCGAGGUUAUACUCCGUAUCAGGCUGAAGCGCUUAACCCAUCCGUGCAGUCUCAAGGGGAUUGGAAGGAAAGCUUCUAUAUUGGUCCCCAAUUUUCAGAAACGAGUGGCGACCAGAAAAACAGAUUUUACGGGCCAAACCAGUGGCCCUCAAACGAACUUUUGCCACAAUGGAGAGAAAUAAUGCUGGAUUACUAUGAAAAUGUCUUAAAUGUUGGGAGGAGAUUGGUCUCAUUAAUUGCUGUAGCCCUAAAUUUAGAGGAGACAUUCUUCAACAAACCAGGAAUGAUGGAUGAACCAUUAGCCUUUGCUCGGCUCCUGCAUUAUCCAAGUAAACAACCUAAUUUAGACCAUGAAAUGAUUGGUGCUGCUGCUCAUUCUGACUAUGGAAUGUUGACUCUUCUUUCUACAAAUGGAAUGGCAGGACUCCAGAUUUGCAGGAACAAAGAUGUUAAACCACAAAAUUGGGAAGAUAUACCUCCCCUUAAAGGGGCAUUUGUGAUUAACAUUGGUGACAUGCUAGAGCGUUGGAGUAAUUGCCUAUUCCGUUCAACUUUGCAUCGUGUAGUAACUAAUGGACAUGAGCGUUAUUCGGUUGCAUUUUUUCUAGAUCCAAAUGCCAAUUGUUUGGUAGAAUGCUUGCCAAGUUGUUGCAAUGAAACAAAUCCUACAAGGUUCUCUCCAAUUUGUAGUGGGGAUUAUUUACAAGAGCGGAUCAAGAUGACAUACAGUAUAACAAGUUAAGAAAUUUGGAGAGAGUUUUCAAACUAUAAAAAAUGUUGUAGAAUACAAAUAAUUGUGAAUUUGAUAAUAUUGGUGGAUAUGCAUAUGAACUCAAGUUUAAGUAUUUC
This is a messenger RNA of Cryptomeria japonica (Japanese cedar), 1782 nucleotides long. Its product is annotated as 2-oxoglutarate-Fe(II) type oxidoreductase hxnY. The record is from RefSeq and is a predicted model, not a curated record. The coding region runs from base 713 to 1675 and encodes 320 amino acids. Lineage: Eukaryota; Viridiplantae; Streptophyta; Pinopsida; Cupressales; Cupressaceae. The transcript is spliced from 11 exons.